CAUCUGCUGAUUGGACUCGCGCAGGUGUCCACCUUUGGUUGUUUUAACGGACAGCGCACCAUCCCAAAUUCACAUCAGGACGCACACGGCUCGUUCUUACACCAGAUCAUCUGAUCCACAGAAAACAGAGCGACCUAAUACGUCGGGAUCACUGCAGAUAUAUUGUUACACGGGUGUGACGAGGAAAAUGAGAAGAGGAUUGCUGCUGAUGACUCUGUUUGUCAUCAUGAAACUUCGGUACAGCCAGUCCAGAUGUGAGGAGCCCGGGUCGCGCAGAUCGUUGUCAGAUCUGCAGCAAACGACGGUCUUGGAUAGCCUGAAGAGGAACCUGCUGAAGAGGUACAGUGAUUUGGAUUAUGACAGCUUCGUGGGGCUGAUGGGCAGAAGAGAUGCAGCAGAUGCAGACGUGGUACAAUCACCACACAAAAGGGAAAUGAAUGAUAUUUUUGUUGGUCUGAUGGGAAAGAGAAACUCAGAUUCUGAUAACGGCUCCUGGAGGAGAGAAUACCCAGAGAGGAGAGGCAUUUUUCUUAACAAGUGCAGACUGAGGUUUCUUCACGGGCUGUAGAUGUUCAGAGUGAAACAACUUUACCAUCCGACUGCAUCCACAGAAUACCGAAACCGUGUGACAGUAACUUUGGAUCACAUGCUGUAAACCUGCCAGCUGGCUCACAAGUGACUCUAAAGAUUGUAUUCAUUUUAUCUGAUGACAAACAUAAUUUAAAGUGACAGCUGAUACAUUUUCUUUAUGUUUCUUCAAAGUGGAAAAAAAGAAAAUCCCCAUGAUUUUUUAAAAAAUAAAUAAUUUAUUAAGUAUA
Messenger RNA from Thalassophryne amazonica, 818 nucleotides. It is a transcript of the gene tac3a, whose product is annotated as tachykinin precursor 3a. The transcript has 7 exons. Lineage: Eukaryota; Metazoa; Chordata; Actinopteri; Batrachoidiformes; Batrachoididae. Gene Ontology annotation, biological process: positive regulation of blood pressure; tachykinin receptor signaling pathway. Bases 188 to 568 code for a protein of 126 amino acids. The record is from RefSeq and is a predicted model, not a curated record.